GAAGUAGAUCAUCCUCAUCGAGAAUACGUUAUGAAAAUGAGACCAGCACGAUUCUUGUGCAGACGAAUUGCAAGAGCUAGGAAAUACUUAUCUUGAAGAACUGUCAUUUUUAUUGCGCUAUGUAUCGUUUAUCCUCCUCGACGUCGAAUAUCUUUGCAGCGGUGGAUUCUCGUGCUGGUCGUGAUUAUCAAGAAUAUUUUCAUCGGUUCGUCGUCCUCCUCGUUUGAUAUUUUCCAUUUUGCUUCGUCGUUGUACUGAAAGCAGGACAAGAAAACCACAAGAAAAAUCAUCUACCAGCAAUGGCCCAGCAUGAUAGAAGAAUUUACCUAGAAGCGAUUUAAAAGAAGCGAGCUGAUAUUCUCAGGAAGCGGUCUCGUUCAGUUCUUCUGUAUAUUAGAGUUUCGAAAGAGCAAUCCCUUCAUGCAUCUUCUUGUUGUUCACCCCAACAUUUUCAUGAAAAGCAAGAAGAACGUACAUGGACACGAGUUCAAACAAAGAAGGAGAGUGACAGGACUGGCACGACAGGGGAAGCUUGGUGGCUCUAUCUCUAUCAACAACGACCAUCCCGGAGCACAGGCGCGUCUUGUAGCUAUCUCCAUCAACAGGCGCGUGUAGCUAUCGUCAUCAACAGCGGGAGUCGCAGUCGUCCUCUUGUUCGUUUAACGAAAUAACGAACCGAUCAUUAGAAGACGUAGCAGCCUGCAGCUGCAGGCUCAGGUUCAUCUCCGUGGUUCUACUUCUCCCUCCAAAGACAUCGGUACCAAAGCUGAAAAAUCCUCGCCAUGCCGUCUUCAACUCCUUCCUCUGGCGGAAUGCUGAGCCUGAGGUCAUCGAGUACCAAAGGCCUGGCCAUUCCAGAAAGGACGACCUCACCAAG
Molecule: messenger RNA, 877 nt
Organism: Amoebophrya sp. A25
Lineage: Eukaryota; Dinophyceae; Syndiniales; Amoebophryaceae
Source: the annotation of a GenBank genome assembly